This is a messenger RNA of Conger conger (European conger), 4468 nucleotides long. RefSeq lists its product as uncharacterized. Lineage: Eukaryota; Metazoa; Chordata; Actinopteri; Anguilliformes; Congridae. The record is from RefSeq and is a predicted model, not a curated record. The transcript has 21 exons. The coding region runs from base 97 to 4080 and encodes 1327 amino acids.
GGGAUGAAUUGUUGGAGGAAUUGUCAUUUAUCUGCAGUUGUGAAGGUACAAGAAGCAGGCUGUCUCCCUGAAUCCUGUUGGAUUGCUGAAUGAACAAUGUCAUCAAAAAUUGAUGACCCGGGGCCUUCAACAGGGGCUGCUCCGAGGAUGAGCCAGACAACGGUGGCUGAGGACUCUCGGAGCAGUUCUGAGGAGAUGUCAGAAGUGGAGGGGGAAAACGGCGAGGACAAGAGUGUAGACAUUGAAAGGCCGUCCUCAGUGCUGUGGGAGAGGGUCAUCCGCCAAACCAUAUUAAUUGACCUCAGCGAUGAUGAGAGCCUCCACUUCAACGACCUGCAAGGCACCUUCAACAUUUGUCAGUCACAGGAUUCACCACCAGAAGCAAGCUUUCAUUUAAGUGAAAAUAUGGAAGAGUCUGUUUCACAUGAAGAGAGCAGUCUCCUAGACAACAGUUACUCCAACCAGGCAGAUGGGGCCCAGGAAGGCUUGGUCCAAGGAGCUGGGGCUCAGAGCAGUGAAAUGAAGUUGUCGGCACAGAGGCCCAACACAAUGGAGAUGUCACCAACAUAUGGGUAUGAGGAAGCAGGAGACACCAGUGAGGAAGACCAGGAGGACCUUCCAUAUGAUGGAGACCUCAGAAAUGAUCUUGGGAACACCACAGGUGAACAGGACUGCGACACUAUUGACCAGAGCGAAAGAAAGGCUAAACUGGAGAACAAGCCUCCCGCACAAUCUUCUAUUAACCAGGAUACUGUGGACAAUACCCCUUCACCAGUUCUAGAACGGGCAGGCAAGAUGUAUGGCGAGUCUUCUAGAGGGAUCCACAGCACUGGUUCCAGGAUAGGGAUCGCAGAGAGAGCCAACGGUGGUCCAGAGGUCUUUGGCCACACCGGGCCCACUGAGGUUGUGGGACAGAGCCAACCUCAUGAUGCUGCAGCUCAUUCUAACAUCAAAGAGCUCCUGCUUCAGCAUUUCUCUCUGGAUGAGCGGCUCAAUUCCAGCUUGUGCAUUGAGGCCGAGACUAUGCCCGAAGUCUCCUUUGCUGACAGCAUGGAUGAAACAAUACUGAGUAAGGCCCCUCUCUCACUGAAAUUAGGCAGAGACACCAGCGUCACCCCGGGAGACAACAAUGAACAGAGACAAGAGGGCGAUAUGACAGUCCCUGCGGAGGAGGGUAAACAGCAAGCCAAAGAGUCUCAGGGAAGUGAGGACACCCCUCCUACAGGAAGUGAUGGGGAUUCUACAGAGCGAGGUAGGUCUGGUAGCCCUUCUCCAGAUAACGAUGGGGUCCAAAUACAAAGUUCUCUCUUAGGGAGGGCUCGGUCUUUCAAUGAGCUCAAAUAUGGACAAGGCCAAGUUCACUACCCACUUCCGGAUUUUUCCAAGGUGGCCCCCAAAGUUAAAAUCCCUAAAGCAAGUGCUGCCAGUCACCAGCCAGGCAUCCUCAGGGCCCAGUCCUCUCCAGGCAUGCUGGGUAAAUCCGCAGCUUCCUGUAAGGCCACUGUGGACCUCAUUAACAAAGUCCUGGAGGACUCCGUUCAGCCAUCGGAAACGCCAUUCGUGUUCAGUGACCAGCCAAAGCAGCAAGACCCACCAAAGUCAACAGAGCUUGUGCACCACUUACAGGCUGAAUAUGAUAAAUUAUUGACCAAAUAUGCAGAGGCAGAAAACUUGAUUGAUCAGAUGAGACUUGGGACUAAACAGGCACAGGGCUCAGUGGACCCUGGGGCUUUUGAGGACCUGGAGCUGCUGGAGGUUCAGGUUCUUGAGAAUUGUGGGCAUCAGCUGGACCAGCCCCUGAAACGCACUCACUCCACCUACAGAGGCCUGUCUACAGGGUAUCCGGAAGACCUGGAUAAUCCAAACCAUGGCCCAGCACAGACAGACCAAACACAGCCGAGCGAUGGAGAAAGAAUGGCCACAGAACUCAUGGAAAUUAUAAGCCAGUACAUGCAAAAGGUGGAAGACUUUCAAAACUGCCUGAACCUCAUGUCUAUUGGAAUUAGUGAGCAGCAGAUGGUCUUUAAGAGUAUGAUGGAUGCCCAGGAUCAACUAGAGAGGAAUUAUAUCGCCAAGAAAGAGGAACACCGAGCUCUUGAAAUGCAGAAUUACAUGGGCCUAGCAAGAAACACUGGGGAAUUUGAUCCAGAGAGGAAAGUGGAAGGGGAGAUAUUCAGAAUUAGCAUGCGCCUGGAAGACAUCAGAGAGCUGAUUGAUAGAAACGUCCGCAGCCAGCUCUCACCCCCUGCCUCCUCCUCUGCCCCUGCACCCUCACUGCCAUCGGACUCAAUCUUCUCCUCCCCACCAUCACCGUGUGAGGAGCCCCCUUGUUAUUCACAGAGUGUGGGGACAGAGGAAGAAAUGGUGGGGUCGGACCAUAUGCUUGCCCAUGUUCCACAGCCCUGUGACGAUCCCUUAUCAACUACACAGUCUAGCGAGAACGCUGGUGACAGUUUUAACCACCCAGACGCGUCCCAGGAGAGGCACGGCUUGGGCAGAUGUGCGGAGGAAGAGGAAGACCACGCGACCGCGGGGAAAGUACGCGAUGGAACACAUCUGGCUUCGCUGAACUUGACUCCGCCCAGCCCGCCGGAGGCAUCCAAAAGGUCAGGCCCUGUGUUACCUUGGGCCUGUGGAGAUAGUGUUCCUCAUUCCCCUGUCAGACAGACACAGGCCCUCUUGCUUCAAGCACAGGUGCAGAGAACAGUGACACCCGAGACAGACAGUGGGUUCGGGGGCUCGGACCUUAGCCUUCCGGCUGCGGAACAAACACCGUCCCAGUCAGAGACAGAGAGGUCAUGUUUAUAUUCUGAACAGUACUCGACUCCCAUUAACACGAGUGGCUCAGACAGCGAGACAUCCUGCUCUGCUAUCCAGAUGACCACUGUCCAAAAUGUGUCAUCAUGGAAACAGGGUGAAGGCCAAAUCAACAGAGCAGACCAUGGUAUAUAUGGUAGUGAAGGAGUUAACAAUGGCCUGAUUGGAGGUGAAUCUCGCACUUCAAGGCAGCCUGGCCAAUGUGGCGCAGAUGGCCAUCUGGUACCGCCCCCUCAAACGCUCAUGCUGUCCAAUGAUUGGCCACAUGGACACGUAGCGCCAUCUGAGGUUCACAGCCACACCUGCUCCUGUCACAACGAGGCUAUCUCAACCCUGCAGUUGGAGGUGGCCAGGCUGAAACAGGAACUUGAGGAAAGCCUAUUUCAGCUACCUCAUAUCACUAAGAGGAUGGACUACCUGGCCUCCAGGUACAAGCAGGAGAAGAGGUCCAAAUCCAGGCCAAGGGCCCACAUGAAAACUUUGAUGAAUACAGAUUCAAACCUCUUCAAAGUCGAAGACUGGAUUUCUUCAGAUAUGGAGCCAAGUAAGACUCAAACGUGGCCGACUUCCUUUUCAAAUCUAAAUUCACUUAAUCUGCAGUGUUUCGCGACGGUUUUCAGCUUUUUUUAUAUGUAUGACGUGAUGGGUUACAUUCAAUAUGACGAUGUAUAUAGAAAUGACCUAGUUCUGCAUUGCGCUUGCGCUGCAACAGAUGGGGGUGACUCCUGCCAACCCGUGAGGUCGGAACAUUCCAGCACUUUCAAUCAAGUCAGCGAAGGAGGGGAUGGCAGGCGAGGGGAGCCGCGCAGUGCAAGGCGCCAGUCUGCGGGAGAUGUGGAAAGCACCUACCCAAAGGGGAGUCCUUUUCCAAAUUUGACGCAAACCCUACAGAAGCCGCUGCUACAAGUCAACUACGGUUCCUCCUACAGUUUGCCUGCAGGGUUCAAGGUCAUGGAGCCACAGUCUGCAGGCCAACACAGAGGACGCUCCACCCAGUCAGACUCGGCCCUCCUGCCCAGCAACAUCUACUUCCAGAGGCCGCAGGGCAAGCCUCGAGCCUGCUCACGGGCCAGCAGCACCAGCACACACAGAGGCAGUGAGGAUGAAGAUAUCAGCAGGACACUGGACAGAGCCAUCGAGGCAGCGAGGAGCAUGAAGCGUCGGACAGACAGGAUGGCUGAGAGCCUUUCAGCUGACCUGGCCAAAGCAGAGCUGCAGAGUAAACUGUACCCACGGCGACGUCGAGAGAACUCAGACUCCUAGCUAGCGACAGAGCAACAAGACUUUGUUAAACUGCUAAAUUUGUGGAACUACCGUGAGGCAUCAGUCACUCGCUAAUUAGAGCCUGGUUAUGUCAAAGCAAGUCAGGGAUUCUUUUAAGAUGACAGCGCAUAUUAGCGCUGCCCAUUAUAGGGUUCAUGCAGUCCCACUUAGCCAUCGCUGAAAGUAACAUUUUUAAGCCUUCAGAGGAAAUGUCUAAACCUUUACAGUGAAUUUGUUUGACAUGGACUACAUUUGAUACGCUUUGAGAUUUAAUAAAAUCGCCUUGGGGCCUUUAUAUCUGACAUUUUACUAGUUUUUUGUGUAUGUAUAUAUUACCUGACUCUAAUAUAUUUGUAAUAAAUAUACGUAUGUUUGUUUGUCUCUUUCA